Suncus etruscus (white-toothed pygmy shrew) is the source of this 2276-nucleotide messenger RNA. It is a transcript of the gene OBI1, whose product is annotated as ORC ubiquitin ligase 1. NCBI's taxonomy places the organism in Eukaryota, Metazoa, Chordata, Mammalia, Eulipotyphla, Soricidae. Gene Ontology annotation, molecular function: ubiquitin-protein transferase activity. The transcript is spliced from 6 exons. Gene Ontology annotation, biological process: regulation of DNA replication; protein monoubiquitination. Bases 65 to 2218 code for a protein of 717 amino acids. The record is from RefSeq and is a predicted model, not a curated record.
GCGGCUCGGGCUGGGCUGGGCGGGCGGCGGGACUUCCGUGUUGGCGGGCUUCUGAACGGCUGCCAUGGCUCAGAGCGUGCAGAACGUUACCUUGUCCCUCACGCUGCCCAUCACGUGCCACAUUUGCUUAGGGAAGGUACGUCAGCCUGUCAUAUGCAUCAACAACCAUGUGUUUUGUUCGGUUUGCAUCGAUUUGUGGUUGAAAAAUAAUAGCCAGUGUCCAGCUUGCAGAGUUCCCAUCACUCCUGAAAAUCCUUGCAAAGAGAUUAUCGGAGGAACAAGUGAAAGUGAACCUAUGUUAAGCCAUACAGUCAGGAAGCAUCUUCGGAAAACUAGACUUGAGUUGCUUCACAAAGAAUAUGAGGAUGAAAUAGAUUGUCUUCAGAAAGAAGUAGAAGAACUUAAGAGUAAAAAUCUCAGCUUGGAGGAACAGAUCAAGACAAUUCUAGAUCCUUUAACCUUAAUGCAAGGCAACCAAAAUGAAGAUAAAAGUCCAGUUGCAGAUAAUCCAAAUAAAAUUGAUCCAGAAACUGUAGCAGAAUGGAAGAAAAAGCUUAGAACAGCUAAUGAAAUCUAUGAAAAGGUGAAAGAUGACGUGGAUAAGUUAAAGGAGGCAAAUAAAAAAUUGAAAUUGGAAAAUGGUGGCCUGGUGAGGGAGAAUUUACGACUGAAGGCUGAAGUUGAUAACAGAUCACCCCAGAAGUUUGGAAGGUUCACCGUGGCUGCUCUUCAGUCCAAAGUAGAGCAAUACGAACGGGAAACCAAUCGCCUCAAGAAAGCCCUGGAACGAAGUGAUAAGUACAUAGAGGAACUGGAAUCUCAAAUUGCCCAACUGAAAAGUUCCAGUGAGGAGAAGGAAGCUCUGAGCUCCAUUUGCCAGAGAGCACUUUCUGCAGACAGCUUGGCGAACAAAGGCAGUGAGGAGGAGCUGGCAGCAAGCCGCCAAGGCGAUGGGGCCAGAAAGCAGCUUGGCUCCUCCACCCCGAGCUCUCACCUGGCCAAGCCUUCCAGCAGUUCCUCCAGGCCAGAAAGCACCAGUAAAACAGAACCCAGUUGUCUUACAAACAAAGACCUGUACCAAAAACAGGUGGAGAUCAUGUUAAACGUGACAGAUACGAGUAUGGAUACUUACUUGGAAAGUGACUGGAAUAAUAAGCCCACUGACUGUGUACCCUACAAAGAUGAAGAACUCUAUGACCUUCCAGCUCCUUGCACGCAUUUGUCCCUUAGUUGCCUUCAGCUCAAUACGCCAGAAAACCGAGAGAAUGCAGCGGUCAAAGCAGGAGGCUCCAAAAAGCAUUCAAACCACCUCAGAAAACUGGUGUUCGAUGAUUUCUGUGAUUCUCCAAGUACUGGUGCUAAAGAUUCUUCGGAAGAUGACAGGAGUGAAAAUGAAAAGAAGUCUGAGUGUUUUACUUCCCCAAAGGCAUUUUGGGAUUGUUGUACCACAAGCUAUGCCCAAAGCUUGGAUUUUGAGAGUUCAGAGGGAAACACGAUAGCCACUUCAGUGGGAGAAAUCUCCUCUAAAUUGAGUGAGAAGCCAGGCUCUUGCUUAUCUAAGAGGUUGAAUUCUAUUCGCUCUUUUGAAAUGAAUCGGACAAGAACGUCCAGUGAAGCAUCCAUGGAUGCUGCUUACCUGGACAAAAUCUCUGAACUGGAUUCAAUGAUGUCAGAGUCGGACAACAGCAAGAGUCCUUGUAAUAACGGUUUUAAGUCAGUGGAUUUGGAUGGGUUGUCAAAGUCAUCUCAGAGUAGCACUGAGUUUCUUGAGGAACCUGAAAAGUUGGACGAAAGAACUAAGCCAAACCUUUCCAAAGGUUCCCUGACUGCAGAUCAGCUGGACAAUGGAAAUGAGUGGAAAUCCACUUCAUUUUUCCUGCUCUCCCCCUCUGACCAGGAAAUGAACGAAGAUUUUUCACUCCACCCCAACUCUAACUCUGGAACUAAUGAAAUCAAACCCCCAAGUUGUUUGUUUCAGACUGAGUUUUCCCAGGGUGUUUUGUUAAGUAGUUCACAUCGGCUGUUUGAAGAUCAGAGGUUUGGGUCAUCUUUAUUUAAGAUGUCCUCGGAGAUGCCUGGUCUGCAUAACCAGCUUCAAUCUCCUUGGUCCACAUCCUUUGUGCCUGAGAAGAGAAAUAAAAACGUGAAUCAGUCAACAAAACGAAAAAUCCAGAGCAGCCUUUCGAAUGCCAGUCCAUCAAAAGCAACUAAAAGUUGACUCUGUAGGAAAGUGCCAUUUCAGUCUCUGUUCUAAAAGGAAUAUGUUGCUAAAGGGU